Molecule: messenger RNA, 2811 nt
Organism: Miscanthus lutarioriparius
Lineage: Eukaryota; Viridiplantae; Streptophyta; Magnoliopsida; Poales; Poaceae
Source: the annotation of a GenBank genome assembly
AUGGAUGGGUUCAUGGCGAGUGCGGCCACGGGGGUGAUGAGGUCCCUUCUCGCCAAGCUGGGCGAGCUGCUCGGGGAGGACUACAAGAUGCAUAGGGGCAUGAGGCGCGAGAUAGCGUUCCUCAAGGAUGAGCUGAGCAGCAUGAAUGUGCUGCUCGAGAGGCUAGCCGACUCGGAGACGCUUGAUCCGCAGACGAAGGAGUGGAGGGACCAGGUGAGGGAGAUGAGCUACGACAUUGAGGAUUGCGUCGACGAUUACAUGCGCCAGCUGCAGAAUGAGCCACAGAGGCACAGUGGGAUCACUGGAUUCUUCUUUGGGUAUGUCCAGAAAGUGAAAGAUCUUGUUACCCGCCAUGAGAUCGCCGAGCAGAUUCAGGAGCUCAAGGCUCGAAUUGUUGAGGCGAGCCACAGAAGGAAGAGGUACAAGAUUGAUGACACAGUUAAUUUUGGUGGCAUCAAUGUGAUCCCUGUGGACCGUCGGUUGCCAGCACUCUAUGCAGAAUUGGGUGGCCUUGUUGGUAUCAGUGUUCCCAGAGAUGAGGUCAUCAAGCUAGUUGAUGAUGGGGUGCAGGGGGUCAAGGUGGUGUCUAUUGUGGGUUGUGGAGGAUUAGGAAAGACUACAGUUGCAAAUCAAGUUUACAAAAACAUUGCUGAGAAAUUUGAUCGCCAAGCUUUUGUGUCGUUGUCCCAAAAUCCUGAUAUGGUGAUCAUAUUUCGGUCCAUACUGUCUCAAGUGAAGAAGGAUGAGGGUGAUAGCACCAGCUCACGUGACAAGGAACUUCUCAUUAGUGAAUUGAGGGAUUUCCUAAAAGACAAGAGGUAUCUUAUUGUAAUUGAUGACGUAUGGAGCACCCAAGCAUGGAAGACAAUUAAAUUUGCUUUGGUUGAGAAUACUUGUGGCAGUAGAAUAAUAGUGACAACAAGAAUUGGUACUAUUGCCAAAUCUUGUUCAUCCCCAUUCCAUGAUCUCAUAUUUGAAUUAAGGAUGCUAAAUGAAGAUGACUCCAAAAGGCUAUUCUUUAGAAGAAUUUUUGGCUCUGAGGACAAGUGCCCUCACCAGCUAAAAGAGGUUUCGGUUGAAAUAAUUAAGAAGUGUGGUGGUUUACCAUUGGCAAUUAUUACUAUGGCUAGUUUGUUGACUACUAAAUCAUAUACCAGAGCUGACUGGUUGAAGGUUUGUGAUUCAAUUGGUUCCGGGCUUGAGAAAAAUUCUGAUGUGGAGGAAAUGAACAUGAUAUUAUCUCUGAGUUAUAAUCACCUUCCUCAUCAUUUAAAGACUUGUUUAUUGUAUCUAAGUAUGUUUCCAGAAGAUUAUGUGAUCAAGAGGGAUUAUUUGGUAAGAAGGUGGAUAGCAGAAGGAUUCGUUAGUGCACAUGGUAGAAGAAAUUUGGAGGAUGAAGGUGAAUGCUAUUUUAAUGAACUUAUCAACAGAAGCUUAAUACAACCGGUAGAUUUCCAGUAUGAUGGUAGAGUAUAUGCAUGCCAGGUUCAUGAUAUGAUUCUUGAUCUCAUUACAUGUAAGGCAGUUGAAGAAAAUUUCGUAACUGUUGUUACUAAUAGAAAACAAAUGUUGCCCUCACAUGGCAAGGUCCACCGACUCUCACUUGAAUACCAUGAUCUUGAAAAUUUAAGAGCAAAUCCCAUUGUUACUACUCAUGUUCGGUCCCUGAACAUAUUUAGAUACUCUGAAGGAAUGCUUCCUCUUUCAGGCUUUCGCUCCCUAAGAGUGCUUGAUCUUGAUGGUAAUGAGAAUUUGGAAAACUGUUAUCUGGAAGAUAUAGGGAAGUUAUUUCAGUUGCGAUACCUACGGAUUAAGUCAAGUAAUAUUACACUUCCUGAAAGGAUAGGAGAGCUUCAGUGUUUGGUCAUACUGGAUCUUCUGAAUUGUCUUAAUCUAGGUGAAUUGCCUACAAGUAUUGUUGAACUUCGGCACUUGAAAUGGUUAAUUGUUCCUCGAAUGAACUUGCCAGAUGGAGUUGGGAACAUGCAAGUGCUAGAGUUUCUUUCACUUAUAGUUGUUGACUACACUACAUCAACAUCCUUAUUGCAAGAGCUGGGCAGCUUGACCAAAUUGAGAACUCUUGAGUUGGAUUGGCGCAUCAAUCCCCUGCACAGGGAUAAAAAAACUUAUGAGGAUAAUUUUGUUUCUUCACUUGGCAAACUAGGCAGUUCGAACCUUCGAUAUUUAACACUCAUCAGUCCAUGGCCGCUAGACUUCUUGUUGGAACCUUGGUCCCCAACUCCACAUCUCCUUCAGGAGUUAGUGAUCAAAGGAUGGCAUCUCAGCAAGAUUCCGGUGUGGAUGGUCUCGCUAACCAACCUCACCUACCUGGAUGUUGAAGUUAAAGUUAGACAGGAAACUCUCCAGAUCCUUGGAGAUUUCCCUGCCUUACAAUUCCUGAAAUUGUGCUCAAAUGCAGCAGGAUCUGAGGUAAGGUGCCUUGUCGUCAGCAACAAUGAAUUCCGAUGUUUGAAGAAGUUCAUUUUUGUUGGUUGGGUAAAUAUGAUGUUCAAAGAAGGAGCUGUUCCAGUGCUUGAAACUCUUGAAUUUCAAAUCAUAGUGCAUGAGGUGCAGACUGCAUGCAGAUUUGGUCCUCCAGAUUUCGGCAUCAGCCACCUCUCCACCCUCAGGAAUCUUGUUGUCAAUGUUCACUGCGAAGGUUCAAGAGUUAAAGAAGUGGAGGCACUAGAGGCUGCUAUCCGGAGUGCAGCCAGUAUGCUUCCUAAUUAUCCUACACUAGCUUUGCACAGAUUUCUUGAGUCAGAACUGGGCUUCUCCAGUGGCAAGCCAAAAGCGAUUCAUGAGUCCUAG